Molecule: messenger RNA, 675 nt
Organism: Dibothriocephalus latus
Lineage: Eukaryota; Metazoa; Platyhelminthes; Cestoda; Diphyllobothriidea; Diphyllobothriidae
Source: the annotation of a GenBank genome assembly
AUGGGUUGCGAGAUUGCAACUUUGCUCAAGUGUGUCAUUACUACAAUCAAUGUGAUUUUGGGGAUCGCAUUCCUAGUUGUAGCCGUACUGGGCCUUCUUCUAAAGACGUCUGCAGGCUUUGUCAAAUCUCUCCUAAGAACAAGCUUCAGUUUUGGGGGCGACCUUACAGAUAAGCAAGCCAAGUAUCUGACUGAGUUCGUCCUUGAGCACGCAACCAGCCUCUCUAUUAUUUUCAUUGUCGUUGGUCUGGUCCUGGCAGCUCUCUGUUUCUUCGGCGCCUUUGCCGCCUGCUGUGUUUGCGGACUUCUUCUUAAGAUUUAUGCGAUCACUCUUGGCGUUCUGCUUGUUGCACAAAUCAUCGCAGUAGCAGUUCUUUUUUCCAAUCCCACUAAGGUUGGUUCUCUCUCCAUUCCAUUUGACAGGAACCCUAUUCGUCACUCCCUUGUGCUUGUAGCUAAUGCAAUGCAAUUUGUUAUUAUUAAUCCAACUUUACUAUCGCAAUCCUGGAACGAGGCGCUGAUGCAAUUACUAGCAUACUAUUACCGUGGCACUGCCAUGGAAGAGGCUUCAAUUGAGAUUUGGAAUUUCAUUAUGACGUUUAAUGGGACAUGUUGUGGCAUGAACGGGGCAAUGGAUUUCAUAGAUCUCAUUCCAAGUACGCCUUUCAUUAGAUAA